Messenger RNA from Saccoglossus kowalevskii, 1200 nucleotides. Its product is annotated as coiled-coil domain-containing protein 124-like. The record is from RefSeq and is a predicted model, not a curated record. NCBI's taxonomy places the organism in Eukaryota, Metazoa, Hemichordata, Enteropneusta, Harrimaniidae. Gene Ontology annotation, molecular function: transcription coactivator activity. Gene Ontology annotation, biological process: transcription by RNA polymerase II. Gene Ontology annotation, cellular component: nucleus.
CGAACAAUCGCUCGCAUACAGGAACUCUAUUUCUGAUUGCCGUUCGUUAUUGUGCAAUUCAUUAGAAUAGAACGUACCUAUAAUUUGUGAUAUUUCCAGAUGUUCGUUACUUGUCAGACCAGGUGAUACCAUAACAGUUCAAUGCCGAAAAAAUUUAAAGGUGAGAACUCGAAGGCUGUAGUUGCGAAAGCCAGAAAGGCGGAAGCCAAGGCAAUAGAAGAUGAAAGAAGAGAAAAAGCAAUUGAGGACGAGAAAUGGAGAGAUGACGACAAAUACGUAGCCAGGAAACAAGAAAGAAAGGCAUCGAAGGACAAGAAGAGACAAGAAGAUUUAGAGAGGAAACUUGCCAAGAAACAACUCCUUGAAGAAGAAGAAGCUGCUCUGGCUAAAAUUUCGGCGAAGCCACAGUCGACAAAAUUGACAAGAACUGAAAUUCAACAAGAAUUAGAGAAACAAGAACAGCAAAGAAAAGAAAAAGCAAAACGUAACAUUAGUGUUAAUGAAGACCCUCUUGAAGAGAACCCUAACAUACCUCUAGAAGAAGGAGCUGUGGAAGCCAGAUCUGUUGAAGAUGCCAUUGCUGUACUCAGUGUUAAAGAGUCUCAAGUUGAGAGGCACCCAGAAAGAAGGAUGAAAGCUGCUUAUCAAGCCUUUGAAGAAGAAAAUCUACCAAGAUUAAAAGCUGAUUUUCCAAAUUUCCGAUUAUCACAACUGAAGCAGAUGUUGAAAAAAGACUGGAUGAAAUCACCAGAGAAUCCAAUGAAUCAAAGAAGUGAAUCUUAUAAUAAGAAAAGAUGAUCAGACACUUAUAAAAUAUUAUUAUUAGAAACACUUGCAUCUUAAUGUUUCAUAUCACGAGUGGGGUCAACUUCAUUAUGCAUUACUUACUAUGUAAGAAAAUCAGCAGCUCUGAUUAUUUGCUUGCAUGCAUUUGUAUCUUUGGUUUUCCAAAAUCUAGCAAAAGCAGAGAUCUUUUAACCCCAAAGGCUUGCCGAACGAGUACAUCAUUUUUGAUGUUAUUUUUGGAGAAUGUUUGUAUGUAACAUUAAUAUAAAAUGCAUUUGAAGAUGGCGAGAUUGGUAGUAUGCAUUAAACACAAUUGUCAUUAUUCGUAACAUUAUUUGUCGAUCCAUACUAAAAAUACAUGUAUGUUUCCACAUGUUAUGUACUGUAAGGGAAGUAAAUAAAAGUUUGUAUUUA